AUGCCCAUCUUUUAUGCUAAGAAGGGAAUUGAAGAAGAUGCAAAUGUGGCGCUUGAUAUCGCUUUUGAGACAGUUGAGACUCCUACAUCACAGUGGUUAGAAGUUUUUGAUGGUUCAUGUGAUAAAGUAUAUGAGUGGGAUUGGAUAGCUCGGGGCUUGGCCGAAUUUGGAUUGUCAUGGGCUGAUAUUUUCAGCCCAUUGGCCUGGGCUGGUCCUAAACCAAAGUAA
This is a messenger RNA of Dovyalis caffra, 228 nucleotides long. The record is from the annotation of a GenBank genome assembly. Lineage: Eukaryota; Viridiplantae; Streptophyta; Magnoliopsida; Malpighiales; Salicaceae.